This is a messenger RNA of Nymphaea colorata (pocket water lily), 2621 nucleotides long. RefSeq names its product probable N6-adenosine-methyltransferase MT-A70-like. Lineage: Eukaryota; Viridiplantae; Streptophyta; Magnoliopsida; Nymphaeales; Nymphaeaceae. Gene Ontology annotation, cellular component: RNA N6-methyladenosine methyltransferase complex. The record is from RefSeq and is a predicted model, not a curated record.
CGAGAGCGCGGAAGGGUUCCCCGACGACUAACACGAUUGGGGAGUUCCGUCUCUCACAAAUUUACGGACGAUCGAAAGCCCAAACAUUCUGGCUGUAGAUGGAGCCACCGCCGGGGACGGACGGCGAUGACGCCGCCGCGUGUAAGGAGAAGCGCCACCGUCUCCAUGAGAGAAUAGAGAACAGCCGCCGCGACCAGGACGACCUCAUUGCCUCCCUCCAGAGUAUCGUCCCCGACCUCAUCUCAUCCCUCGAUCUCUCUCUUCGCGUCGUCUCCGCCUUCCACUCGCUUCCCCCUAACCCUAAGAAGCGCCCUUCCUCUAACUCGUUGUCUCUUCCUCCCGAUCCGCCUGGCCGGAGACUUCCUCCUUCAACGGAUGCGCGUCCGAAGUCUGGCCAUGGCCCGCCUGAUGUUCGUCCCCGGCCGGACCGUACCGCCGAUUCUGCCGCUAAGGCGUUGCCCGUCGUUCGGUCGAUGAUCGCCCUAUUGCUCCUCGAGCGUGUGCCCUUCACGUCUAUCGACUCCGCUGCUAUUCUUCGGAAGCUCGAGAACGAGGCGUCUACGGCAUCGCCUGCGGAGAGGGCGGCGCUGCUUGAGCUCGGCGGUGAGGCGGGGCCAAUUGCUGGCGUGGAGGCGGCGCUGCGGUCGCUUGCGGAUUCUGGCGGAGCGGUCGACCUUGAGGAGUUCGUUGUGAGUGGGAAACCAAGGGUUAUGGUUCUAGGGAUUGAUCGGAAUCGACUCGUGAAAGAGUUGCCGGAAAACUCGCAAGGGGGGGAGGGGGAUGGUGUUGGGGGAGGAGCGGUGCCACCGUCAGCGGGGACGCUGGCACCAGUUCCGGCUGUUGCUGAACCGAACAGCGGAGUGUUUGGGAUGAUGCCGCGCCCCGAGAUGUGGAUGGGAUCUGCCGACCCUCAUUUUCCUGGAAUUUUCCCUGGGGGAGUUCCACCUCCAGGGGGAGCAUUGAUGGGUCCGAGGGGAGGAGGUGGUAGGGUUUUAGGGAUGAUGGGCAUGCCGAGACCAAUGGGAGUGGGCCCGUUGCACCGGCCACCCCUGCCACCACUGCCCGCCACAACGAUGGGUGGUCCGGUCACUCCUGUGAAGCCAAGGACUGACGACGACGACAUGAAGGAUUUGGAGGCAUUGCUGAGUAGAAAGUCCUUCAGAGAAUUACAGAAGUCGAAGACAGGAGAGGAGCUUCUUGACCUGAUUCACCGGCCUACAGCCAGGGAGACCGCUGUUGCAGCGAAGUUCAAAACAAAGGGUGGUCCUCAACUGAAGGAAUACUGCACUGCUUUGACAAAAGAAGAUUGUCGCCGACAAAAUGGUUCUUUCAUUGCAUGUGAAAAGGUCCAUUUUCGUCGUAUAAUUGCACCACACACAGACAUUAAUUUAGGUGACUGCUCUUUCCUUGAUACAUGUAGGCACAUGAAGACAUGCAAGUAUGUGCACUAUGAGCUUGAUCCAACUCCUGAUGUCCCUGCAAUGAUGAUGGGGGCUGCUAAUCUUCCACCACAAAAGCCAAUAAAACCACAACGUGCUGAAUACUGUUCAGAAGUAGAACUUGGUGAACCACAGUGGAUCAACUGUGACAUUCGGUCCUUUCGAAUGGACAUUUUGGGGCAAUUUGGAGUUAUCAUGGCAGACCCACCUUGGGACAUUCACAUGGAAUUGCCUUAUGGUACAAUGGCUGAUGAUGAAAUGAGGAAUCUUAAUGUUCCUGCACUGCAGACUGAUGGACUCAUAUUUCUGUGGGUUACUGGGCGUGCAAUGGAGCUUGGACGAGAGUGUCUGGAACUUUGGGGGUACAAGCGUGUUGAAGAACUUAUCUGGGUGAAGACAAAUCAACUACAAAGAAUUAUCAGGACUGGGCGUACUGGUCACUGGCUAAAUCACAGUAAAGAACAUUGUCUUGUCGGGAUAAAAGGUAACCCAGAGGUUAAUCGGAACAUUGACACUGAUGUCAUUGUUGCUGAAGUUCGGGAGACAAGCCGAAAACCAGACGAGAUGUACCCAAUGCUUGAGAGAAUAAGUCCCAGGACAAGGAAAUUGGAGCUCUUUGCUCGAAUGCACAAUACACAUGCAGGGUGGAUAUCGCUUGGUAACCAAUUGAACGGUGUGAGGCUAGUGGAUGAAGGUUUGCGUGCUAGAUUCAAAGCAGCAUAUCCAGAUAUUGAGGUGCAGCCAGCUUCCCCUAGAGCCUCUACAAUUGACACAGAUCCAAACUCUGGACAACUGAGAAGCCCGUUUUCUGGAGCUGAUUCAAAAUCGACAAACCAGUUUAUAGAAAUGACUGGCCCCGAGCAUUUUGGGUCAGAUGAUAAGCCCAUGCUCCCCCAAAUCGAACUUGUUGGUUGAGAAACUGGUUGGUGUUUUCGAUGUUGCUGCUGGUAGCCUUGAGGGAUGAACUCGUGCGUGGAGAGGCUGUUAGAGUAAUCCUGAUAUAUCGUGGCAUGGAACCCUCAGCCUCCAUCGACGCUUGGAGGGGAUCUUUCAUCUUCCGCAGCUUACUGCAUAUUUAUAGAAGAUUAGUUGAACAUUUGCUAAUUCAACAAGUAACCAAUUUUUUUGUGUCAAAUGUAAUGCUUUUAUGCUUGGAAAAAACGAUCAACCAUAUUUAUCUCA